Cladocopium goreaui is the source of this 1206-nucleotide messenger RNA. The record is from the annotation of a GenBank genome assembly. NCBI's taxonomy places the organism in Eukaryota, Dinophyceae, Suessiales, Symbiodiniaceae.
GCAUUUGAACCGCGCUGGCAUCAUCAUGGCGGCCGAUGAAUUUGAUGAAGUGGGUGGACACCAGGCAGCGUACGGGAAGGAUGACGUCACUGACAUGAACAACGUGCAGGUUGCCUGCGACUCCGAUGAGCGCUCCUUGUCCAGCCGUUUCUAUCGGGCCUUCCGUCACUACAGCCGGUUACUGCGCGACAGCGACGCCAGCGAAAUCGCGCCGCCGGAGCAGAAGGAAUUGGAAGAACUGAUUCAGCAGCUCAAGGAGAUCGGUGCCCACGUGAUGCAGCUACGGCUCUUCUCGCCCAACGAGGAGCUGGUGGACAUCAGCACAACUGAUUUGAAAUAUCUCAUGGUGCCUUACAUGCUGGCAGAGGUCGUAGCUGCUAGCCGUGACAUGGAGAAGCGCUUGGAGAGCCUGCGCCAAGCGCUCGUCUUCUGGCGUGCCUUUGCGGCAGACUGCCAAAGACUGCGCGUUGGACAUCAAGAUGACUACGUGGCCAUAGACAGAGAGCAGGAGCCAACAGAUCCCGCAUCCAAACGGGAGGAGAAGAUUGCGCGAUACAAGCGCUGCAAGGAGUUGGAUGAGAAAGUGGCCUAUCUGUUCAGCAAGAAACGCGAAGAUCUGGGAGACGAAUAUCUCUGGGGGGCAGGGAGCUCCUUCGAUGAAGAUAUGGAAAGAGACUUGAUUUUGAUGCUGCUGCGGCGUGCUGUGGCCUCGGUGCCCGAGAACAUCACCUCAGCGCAACAGGAAAUGCCUCUGCUCGAGAUGAUGAUGGCACGUGGUGGCCCUGGAGCGGAACCUGUGGAGGUUCGCGAAGUCAGGGAGAAGCCCUACAUGGUGCGCAUCCAGGACAGAUCGGAACUACAGAGGCUGUACCGAGAGAUGGUCUUCAGGUGCCCACAUCCCUUGGCCACCAUGUCCAUCGAAGAAGCUGCGGACCUGGAAAUUCAGGAGAUGCGUGAGAAGGAGGCAGAACGCAUGGUGCGAGAAGCGGAGGAAAGGGCCAAGGAUGCCGACCGAUGGUGGGAUGGCGACCGCUAUGGUGCCAAAGAAGAGUGGGAAGAUGAGCAAAGGCUCUACAAAGAUCGAGACUUUGACGAGUUCAAGGACGAGCAUCCCUGGGGUUCCGGCAACAAGAUGGCGAACAUCGGAUGAGGGCGACGCCCCCUGGGAGGUGCUGUCAAGCCACGUACAGUGCUGGUGGAAAAAAG